AUGUAUUUAACAGCAUCUGUUAUUCAAAAUGGUAAUACAACAAUAAUUUCAAAAUAAAUGAAUAAUACAUUUAUACCUUAUAUGAUAGAAGAUAAAUGGUAAUCUGAAAAUAGUAUUCAUUCAGAUGAAAUGGAUUAAGAUUCUAAUAAUACUUGUUGUUAUCAAAUUGCUCAAUUAGCAAAUGCAAAUGAACAACCUUUAAAAUAAAUUCAUAAUAAGGUGUGGAAUUUUUAUUUUAUUAAAUGGAUUUAAAUAAAAAAAAUAUUACAUUAAAAAUUUAGCUAGAUAAUUAAGGUAUAUCUUUGCUGUAAACAUUUUUAAUUUAUAAGGAACUUAAAUUCUAUUCAAAUUUUAUCAAGUGUUUUGAUCUUCUUACUUUUAACCUUGAAUUAGUAAAUUUGUAGCACCAUAAUUGUGUUUGAUUUUUCAAAUAGAGACCAUUAUCUUAUCUAUUAUGAUUAGUUUAGUUCAUUUCUUUGGUUGCUAGGAUCAGGUACAACUUAAUAUACGUAAUAAUAAAUUUUUUUGUUUCUGUUAUUAUAUAUAAUAUAGUUUUCAUGUAUGUUUGAUAGCUUUAUUUAUUGA
Paramecium primaurelia is the source of this 585-nucleotide messenger RNA. Lineage: Eukaryota; Ciliophora; Oligohymenophorea; Peniculida; Parameciidae. The record is from the annotation of a GenBank genome assembly.